CGCUGAUAAAGCCAACAAAGCUGUCUAACACUAGCAGCUUGUGCAAAGUUUUUUCCCUUAACGACGCCAACAGUUAGCGGGAAAUACUACUUUAUCCUGCCGAUGUCAAGUCCUUAUCGCUCGCCAUGAACUCACAGGUGAUGUACCACAAUGUGCCAACACCGCCGGGCAACGUAUCUUUGGCAGCUGCCGCUCCCGACGGCGGUUUGCUGUAUGCCGGCAUUCGCUGCAUCAACUACAUAUCCGCUCCACCGGCAAACGGAGAGCAGCCCCAAGUGGUGACCAUGUCGACGCGGAUCAACAUUCUGGCCCUGGAUGUAAGUCCCAUGUGGGGCGUGGGCAACGGUGGUCCGACCAAACCGUUUGCCAUUGUGGGCGACGAUCUAAGUGUUCAGGUAUGGGACUGCGCAUUGGGCGAAGCCGUCAUCGGGCACAAGGCUCAUCAGCAUCAGCACGAGGCGCGAGAUGUGCGCGGCGUGCACCAUACCACCAACUCCGUGCUGAUGAGCUACCUGGCCAACGGUAACAUUUUGUCCAUGGACGCCAGCGACCUGGUCAUCUAUUGUGUGGCUUCCAACACCUACUGUCGUCGUCCCACUUUCAUCUCGCCCCGAAAUCACCAGCUCACAAUGGUGCGUUGUUCCCCCUACAAUGACAAUUUGUUUGCCGUGGGAACGGCAAUGGGCAAUGUGCUGGUCUGCGAUCUGCGAAAGAUGAACAUCGUCUACAAGUUUCACGGCCACAAAGCGCCCAUCUGUGGCUUGACCUGGCGGGAGGUGCUUGCUCCGCAGGACGAGCUCAUUAACGAUCUGGCAUCGAGAGCUGAAGAGUGGCGAAGCCGAAAUGGAGCCCAGAAGGAGAAACCCAAGUCAAAGCCACCACCACUGACCAAAUCCAGGGCAGCCGAAUCCGACGACCCCUUCGACAUAUACAACUUUGAUCAUUUAGAGUGUGAGUUCGGAGCACCUGUAGCUGAUCGUCGAAAGUCCUCUGAAGAUUGCGGCGGAGGCUUUGUAGGCCUGGAGAAGCCAACCGGUGCCGCUGUCUUGGAUUUUGUUGAAGCCUGCGAGAGUGUAAAAGCCGAUCUCUUGGCCAGUCGCCAGGAGGAGAAAACGCAGCAUGUGGAGGUCACCCUGAAGGACUGCGAGCCCACAAAGCCCACGGGUCCAUUAAGCGAUGCCAGCACCAAUAGCAACAAGCACGAUGCCAGUGACUCAACCGAGGGCAGUCUCGAGGUCAUCCAGUACAGCUCGUCCAGUGAUGAUGCCGUGAUCGUGGAUGGCGAGGCAGCAAAGCCCAAAAGAGAAGUGCUGCACCACAUCUACCAUCAGGCCGAGGUGCAUGCGUCAGGAACACCGCAGACCAAGUCUGAGCCGCAGAGUAAUCUCCAAGUGGUGCCGGCCAUCAGCACGGAGACCAUCAGCUCGACAUCCGUGAACAGCGCUCGCCUGGAAACGCUGCUCGUGUCCAUUGAUGGAGAUGAGGUGAUGAUGAUCUGGAAUACCAAUACGGGGGCGCAUGCUGGCAAGAACUACAGCAAAAGCAAGGCGGCAGGCAAGCUUAACAACGUUUACUGGCUGAACGACCAGGUCAUUGUUUCCCUGAGUCGCCAUCAGUUAUUCUUUUGGUCAGUGGAGUUCGACCGAAAGAUGCUUCGCUACAAGAUCAGCAAGGACAAAUCCCACAGCUGCCAUUUGCAGGACAUCGUGUCCUUUGCCUGUGACUCUAGCAAAGAGAUGAUAUGGUUGUGCCGAAACAAUCGCCAGAUUGGAAUGAUGAAUCCUCAAACUGGCCGGGUGGCUGCCUUUUACGGAACAGUGGCAUUUGGAGUGCGAGCGAUGGCCGAGUGCCCAGAUGAUAUGAACAAAAUCGCGUUGGGUUGCUCGGAUCGCCGCGUGGCCUUCUUUGAUAUAUCGAAGCUCUCCACCAGCUGCUUGCCCAUCGACAGCGUUUAUGUGUCCAGCAACGUCUACUGCCUGGCUUGGAGUCCCAACUGCUUGGAACUGGCCUUUGGCACCUUCGAUGGAACGGUGGGCAUCCUUGAUGUGGAGCGCAUGAAAGUGAAGACCCACUUACGGACGCCGCACAAGAAAGAAGUAUACUCCCUGGUGUGGCAGGACCACUUUAUAUACUUUAUCGUGAAUCGUGUGCUAGGGUUUUUCGACUUAAGCAAAUCCAAAACCGAGGCCACAGUUGUGAACUGCAUUUCCCGACCCAGUUACCUCAGCGUCCGGGAUUCGUUCCUUUUUGUUGGCACCGAUGAUGGCCUGCUGCAGCUCCAUGAGCGAGAUUCGGGUAUGGAGAAGUCGUGGACACCAUUUAUCCGUCAAUCUGCGUUGCUUGCUCGGUAUGUGACCGAUAUAGCCUGGUGCCCGCUGGACAGCAAUAAGUUUGCAGUGGCGGGCAACGAAAAAUCCGUGUUCGUGAUGGAGUUCCAGCCCACGGAGCGCAACUGGAAAACGCUUCACACAUUUACGGCAAACGCGGAGAAGGCGUCGAUUACCUCGCUCAAAUGGAGCCAUGCCCAGAAGCACUUGCUGCUUAGUUUCCACAUCGAGGGAAAGGUGUGUCUGUGGAACUGCAACGCGCCAGAGAAGCCACCGCUAACCAUCACCUACCACUGCCCCAUGUGGUGUGGAAUGUUUUUGCCCACCAACGAGAACAUUAUUAUGUGCUCGGGAAAAGCGCUCUCCGUAGAGCUAAUUGACAUCAAGGACGCCUUGGAAAGCGACGAGAAAAGCAUCUGUCCGAAGGUGGAUGCUCUGUUGAACGUUAAGUGGGCCAGCAAAUCGCUGACUCAGCCUUACGCUCCAGUUCUCACAGCGGCUGAAAAGAAACGACAGCGGCGGGAUCAGCGCAAAGCAGCGGUUAAACUCGAAGCUGACGGAGCUAGCAAGGAUCAGAAGAAAAUCACUGUGUCAGUAACUGCAGCUAUUGAUAAUCCUCUCAAAGAUAAAUGCCUGAAAGACACUGCCGUAGAAGAGAUGCUAGAAGCACUCAGCCUGGACAAAGAGCAUAAGAAUCGAAAUAGCAAGGAGUGUCCAAAGUGCAAGGAGUUGGAGGCCAAACAGACACCAGACAGUUUUCUCACACAUAGCCGCACCUGUCUUUGCCUUACCCAGAAGGAGCUCAACAAAAGUGCCCUUGAGAAGCUGGCCAUUGUUCUUACGGAAGACGCUGCCAAGAUCGACAAGUCGGUGCUCAUGUCGAAGCUGUUUAGCACCAAGGUGAUGGCCAAGGAGCUAAUUGCGGCCGAGUUGACCAAUUUGAAGCAUUCAAACACUAAAGACAUAGCUCCACUUUGCCUGGCCAUGUCCACGUUUAAAUUGCGCGAAGAGCUUGAGCAACAUAUGGCCAACAAGACGCUCACCGAAUGGCAUCUCUCGGUGGCUCCCUCCGUGUCGUUUACACUUUGGCAGGACUGCUGUCGCGCCUAUGCCAAGCAGAUGGAGGAAAAGGGCUUCAUUAUGCACGCAGCUACGUAUCUGUUUAGCCUGGGAAUGCAGUUGGAAGCCAUCAAUCUGUUCCUGGCCAAUGAGUACUAUAAAGAGGCCCUUGUGCAUGCGCGCAUCUGCUUGCCGGCCACGGAUCCCCUGAUCAAAACCAUAAUUAACCAGUGGCUCGAGCAUCUGGAGGGGACAGGCAACUUUGCGGCCGCUGCUCUGAUAUGCGUUCUGGACAAUGAGAUGCUGCGCGGCUACUCAUAUUUGCGGAAAUUCCGCAAUUGCACUCCGGAAAUUGCCGAGCUAAUGAACCAAAUCAAACGGAUUGGCCAGCUGGGCGGCGUUCUAGAUGGUUGUGCUCCCAAUGAGCCGAUCCACAAUGGAUCCACUGCCGAGCAUUAAGCCUUAAAUCAACAAUAUUUUGUAAGCAUAGUUUUAGCUGAAACAGGCUGUACUAGUGUAACUCAUUUGAAAUACCCUGAAACAAUCAUGAAGCUAUUAUCUAUUAGCUAGGCAUUUAAAAAUGUUUUCCAUGAAUGUGAUUUGUUUUCAUACCUAGAUAGCCAGAGACUGAGUGGAAUUGAAACUGAUUUAUGUUGCCUUUGGAAUACUUUUAUUUUAAUUUAAUUUACCCUCGAGAAAGGAAAAGAAUACAAGAUACAUAUAUCAACGGCACAAUAGCUAGUAAACACACACAAAUUGAAUUUCGAAUAAACGAAAACGAGAGAAAAAGAAA
Drosophila santomea is the source of this 4179-nucleotide messenger RNA. Its product is annotated as protein rigor mortis. The record is from RefSeq and is a predicted model, not a curated record. Bases 126 to 3845 code for a protein of 1239 amino acids. Gene Ontology annotation, molecular function: protein binding. The transcript is spliced from 9 exons. Lineage: Eukaryota; Metazoa; Arthropoda; Insecta; Diptera; Drosophilidae.